Molecule: messenger RNA, 1210 nt
Organism: Spinacia oleracea (spinach)
Lineage: Eukaryota; Viridiplantae; Streptophyta; Magnoliopsida; Caryophyllales; Amaranthaceae
Product: cytosolic sulfotransferase 13-like
Molecular function (GO): sulfotransferase activity
Source: RefSeq, a predicted model, not a curated record
UCAUUUCAAUGACAGACUCAGAACACACAAACACAAAAACUGAUCAAGAUCAAUUGGAAAAUGAAAUCAAAGAGCUAAAACUCUCCCUCCCAAAAACAACAUGGUUUGAACAUUCACAACUUCUUUAUCAUCAUGGUUUUUGGUGCCCAGAUUUCUUAUUAGAGGGCGUUGUCACUUUCCAAAACCACUUUCAACCUCAAGAUAGUGAUAUCAUUUUAGCCACCUCUCCCAAAACUGGCACUACAUGGUUAAAAUCUCUCCUUUUUUCCAUAAUAAAUCGUACAAAAUUAUCCAGCGAUAUUUCUCAACACCCUCUUCAAACCAAAAAUCCUCAUGAGCUUGUUCUCUACUUAGAGUUCCAUAAGCCGGACUUGGCGGGUGAUGUACCUAGCGCCAGACCCGUCUUCAAGGGAGUGCAAACAGUCCUACCGCACAUGGCCCCUUACUUUAUUAGGGCCCCAUCACCAAGAAAGCCCACUCUACACAGUACCUCAGAAAAUUGUAAGACGGCCCUGCCCGGCGUCGUACCACGGCUCUUCGCUACACACUUGCCAUAUCUCUCAUUGCCAGACUCAAUGAAAACCUCGAAAUCUCGAAUUGUUUACAUUUCUCGAAACCCUUUGGAUACUUUCAUUUCACUUUGGCAUUUCUACCUGCAUUUGAAGAAUUAAUAUAAAAGCAUUGAGCCAAAUAUGGAAUUGAUGGAGGAAUGCUUAGGAAAGUUUUGCAAAGGGGAAUCUUCAUUUGGUCCUUAUGAUGAUCACUUGUUAGGUUAUUGGAAUGAGAGCAAGAAAAACCCACAAAAGGUGUUGUUCAUAGAAUAUGAAGGAUUGAAGAAGGAAUCAAAAGCGCAUUUGAAAAAGUUGGCUGAGUUUGUUGGUUGUCCGUUUUCGGAGGAAGAGGAGAAAGGAAAUGUUGUUAUAGAUGAGAUUUUAAAGCUUUGUAGUUUUGAAAGUUUGAAGGAAAUGGAGGUUAAUAAGAGUGGCAAACAUACUCCCUUAAUUGAGAAUAAGUCUUACUUUAGGAAAGGGGAAGUUGGAGAUUGGACUAAUUAUUUGACUCCUUUAAUGGCUAAACAAUUUGAUCAAAUGCUAGGAAAAUUUGAAAAUGUUGGUUUUUCUUUUGCAUACUAUCAAAUCAAAUUGUAAUUUGAAUUGAAGCUCCAAAUUAACAGUGUGUUUGUGAAUAAUUUUAUGAGGAAAAUUGUGUA